AUUUAGGUAAUUUGUUCACAGGAGCUGGAGCUAACGAAAAGAAAAGGAAAUGUGAAUUGGGCGAAGGCCCUAGCAACAAAUACAGCAAGUUUAAAAUGACGCCGAAGAAAGAAGAAGAAAGUAAUGACAUACCUGAAAUUAUUUGCGAUACAAAAAAUAACCGCUCUUAUCAGAGGUUGCGAUAUUGUGGCAAGGGUGGUUUUGGUACCUGCUAUGAAAUAAGAGACACAGCCACAAACAAAAUAUGGGCGGGAAAAAUAUUAUCAAAGAAAGUGUUGGCAAGAUCAAGCCAGAGGAGAAGAAUUAGUCAAGAAGUAAAGAUACACAGAUCACUGCAACACAGGCAUGUGGUCGGAUUCCACAGCGCUUUUGAAGACUCAAAAUAUGUUUAUAUUGUGCUGGAAAUGUGUAAAUGUCGGUCAAUGUUGGAGCUGCAUAUAAGAAGAAAUACCAUCACGGUGCCAGAAAGCCGAUAUUUCAUCCACCAAAUAUUCCUGGGAGUACGGUACUUGCACAGCAAGCGCAUUAUCCACCGAGAUCUAAAACCUGGAAAUAUCUUCCUCGAUCAUGAUCUCCAAGUUAAGAUCGGAGACUUUGGACUGGCUACUAGAUUUAAUUAUGAUGAUGACAGAAGGCAGAGAUAUUGCGGGACACCUAAUUACAUGGCACCUGAGAUACUGACCUUAGAGGGUCAUUCAUAUAAAGCCGAUAUUUGGAGUCUUGGGUGCAUCAUGUACACAUUGCUGGUUGGCAAGCCGCCAUUUGACGCGUCCACGGUCGAAGGCAUAUACAGCAGGAUCAAGCAUUGUGAUUAUACGAUCCCGUCAUCAUUACACCAACACGCGGCAUCCUUGAUAUCGCUGCAGCUGCAACUGAGUCCUAGACGAAGGCCGUCAGUGGAUAAACUACUUAAGCACGAGUUUCUUAUCUGUGGCAACAAGCCUACGUCACUUCCUCUGUCUUGCCUCUACACAGCGCCCAGGACUGACCAUCUCGGGUGGUUCACCACAUACCUUCUACCACCCCGCGAAUCUAGCUCUAGUGCUAACGCUCAAGUACCGACAGCCACAGCGGUGGAGGAAGCGCCAAAGAACGAGCCAACCCAAGCCGAGACACCCGGCGUGGAGCCAAUUAAGACUCAAGAACAAAACAUUAACGAAAUUCGAUGCCUACUUACCUUGUUGCUCGGUGAAGACUUCAAAAAGCUGAAAUAUCGUUAUGAUAGUCUGCCGGAUGAAUUGAGCGAUCCCGAAGCCCAUCCGUUGGUGUGGGUAAGCAGAUGGGUUGAAGACAGCAACGGGUUUGGCUAUCACCUGUGUGAUGAUAAUAUUGGCGUCCUGUUUCCAGACAACACCAAGCUUAUUAUUAUGGCUAAUGGCCUGAACGUUCACUACGUAGAUCAACAAGAUCACGAGUCAUAUAUGACUAUAACUCAAUAUCCACAAGAACUUGAGGAGAAAAUGGAGAAACUUAUUUACUUUAAAAAAUAUAUGACAGACAAUCUAAAGACAACUGGUGACACGGAUCCAGUAAAAGAAAGUGAUGCAAUGGCCAGAUUACCUUACGUGCGACAGGUUUUCAAAACCCCACAAGCUAUAUUCAUAUAUCUAAACAAUGGGACAUUGCAACUCAACUUCAAUACUCAUACGAAGCUGAUUAUCUGCCCCAAGAUGAAGGCGGUCACACAAAUGGACAUGGGAAGAAUCUUCAGGACAUUCCGCUUGGGCACAAUUGAUGAGCAUGGCUGUGAUUUGAAACUGUUUUGUAAUUUAAAAUACGCUCUUGAGCAACUCAUCGGCGGAUUAGCAUAAGGUGGAUAAGCCAUGCUAGUCAUCACGCGUUUACCCAUAUGGUACUUAAUAAUUACUGAAAUGUAUUUAAUAUUUGAGUACUCUAGUUACCUGAUAUUUUCAUAUACCUUAUUAGGUACGCAAUUCGCUUGGAUUUAUUUAACUGUCGUGCGAAUGUGUAUGUAUAAUAAGCAAUCCUAGUGUUCAGAAUAAAAAUCUGAACACUAGAAUCUCCUGUUAAGUUUUAGUUAUAUCCUAAUACCUAAUUGGUAUAGUUUAUUUUAAUUUUUUUUAUAAAUUUUGUAGCUUAAUUUAUAUAUGAAUGUUUACCGCCUGUUAUAUUAUGGCAAUAUAUGUCAAAUAAGUGCUCCUGUCUCUAGUGUGCAGAACCACUUAUUAUAGUUUAAAUUUUUUACAUAAACUACGAAACGCCACUAAAGUGCGCGUGUUGUUUAUGAUGCGUAUGAAUAAAAUAUGGUAUACGUAUUUUUGACAUUACUAUAUAUCAUUUAGGCACGAACUAAGCAGGUUGCACGUUUUUUUCCAAAUCUACAUAACCCGGUGGUUUCCAACUAGUCAAAUUCAAUUCUUUUAUUGAAAAAUCAAAAACUAAUAUUUUCUGUGAAUUUUGUAAGAAAUCUAUGAAGUAGAACUGUUUUUACGUCAAAUAGCUUACUUAUUUUUGAAACAUUUACUAGAAAAAAUAUAAAUUUAGGUAUUUCGUUAAAUCAAUGUUUCAGAAAAUAUAAUGCUAUAUUAACCAUUAACUACUACCGCACGAGUUCACCAUCUGCUCGGCUCCCUUUGAUCGUAACUUGAUGAUUUGAUACUUUCUCGAUAAAGGGAUUAUCCAAUACAAAAAUAAUUAUUCCAACAAAAUUGAAACCAGGGCGUAACCUAAAUAGAGUAGCUGCGCAGUGACCUUGUAAAUGCGUCGUGCAAGAGCUCAAAUAGUCUUAUUGGGCCUAUAAUUAAAUCUUGAUUGUUAUCUUUAACACUACUAGUCGACUGUUAUUCUCUUAUUAGUUAAGUUUAUCGACUUUUACUAUAGACACCUUAUUGCCUGAUUAUUACGAAGAAAAAAUAGGACAAAACCAAAUAGUAUAUACUAAUAAGAAUAAGUAUGGUUUAAUUACAACUUUCUGUCUGGGAUAGUCAGGAGAAACAUACCACAUAUAAUGUGAAUGUGACCGAUAAUAAUUGACGAAACAGAAAUUAUAAUGUUGACACAAAAUUUGUACAAAUAACACAAAUAUAGAUAAAAUUAUUUUCUCAUGUAAUAUUUUGCUCCUGUAUUUUCAGUCAUUUAAUACAAUGAAACAAUGAAUUUAUUUUUGCAAAUAGGCCAUAAAACGGCACUUUUACCAGCAAAUUAUAUGUGAAAAACUAGAUGAAGCCGGCAUUUCGUAUCUGACUACUCUGAGAAGAAAUGCCGAUACAAACUCAGAGGUCAGUCUCUUUUCAAGUCCAGACAAUGUAAAAUAACAUAAUGUGAGAGAACCAAGCAAGUUCAUUCUGUAGUAUUCUGUAGUCUUUUGAGGUCAUAACUACAAAUAAUAAAUAAUCGAGUAACUUGGUGUAUAGUCAACGGCAGGUAAGGAGUUGCUAACUAAUGUCAAUUUGUCAAAUUAUCGAAAGAAAUAGAAAAGAAAUGCAUUAAUAACGAAGCAGUGAAAGAAAGAGAUGCAAAAUGCAAAUCUGUGUCUGGAUGAGUGUCAACAUUUUAAUUUGACUUACUUAAAUUUCAAAAUUAUAUUGCUUUAUGCAAAUUCAAAGAAUAUUUCAAUAAAAUAUUUUUAAAAAAUAUUUUAUUGGACAAAGCUCCGUAAAGAUCAAAAUGCAUUUAUGGUUAUUCCAUCUAAAGAAAAACAAGAGUUACAGAAAGUGUUCAGGGACCACGGGUAUGGUUGAUACUGAUUUGGGUGUCGAUUUAUUCGGAUUGACACAUAAGCCAGAAGUCUGAUGUAUUUUUUCGGAAACUAUUUGCCCUCAAUACGGUGUCUAUAGUGUAAGAAGUCGAUGAUCAAGUUGAAUAUAACGUAUAACGCUGUAAAGACUGAUUAUUUAAUUAAUAUUAUAUAUAAACUAU
Spodoptera exigua (beet armyworm) is the source of this 3879-nucleotide messenger RNA. The record is from the annotation of a GenBank genome assembly. Lineage: Eukaryota; Metazoa; Arthropoda; Insecta; Lepidoptera; Noctuidae.